GUGCUUCCAAGUUAGGUUGAGGGGAGAAGGGACGAGUGAGGCGUAGCACUGCAGGUUGGUGUUUGGACAGUAUUUCCUCCUUUUUUUCCUGCAACAGUGUGUCCUGUUAAAUUGAAGUGCUGAGGUAACCUAGAAAAUGUAUUCUCCUCUUGUAGCUCUCGCUUUUCUUAUUUAGGGUGACGCUACCUUAUUAGCUGGCCUGCUCAGCUCGCCUUGUGCUCCUCCGAAUUUAUGGCAACAUGGCGAAAUUAGCCAGCAGCUAACCUCAACAACCCCGACUGCUCUUUGUAGCGAACCGAUCGGUAAUGUUUACCUCCGCGAUGGUGUCAGAUCAGUAAUACAUCCUUGUAAUAUGCAAGUAGUGCUAAUUUUUAGGUGUUUUACACAAGGGAGAUGGAUUUGUGGAGAAAUGGUUGUUCACACGCACACCCCGAAGCUCGCAGCUAACACAUUUCCCUCCAGGCUAGCUAGUUAGCUGCUGCCUUGUUAGCUGACAUCGACAACGGUGGACGACUCAGCUUUGCAAGACUCUAUUUCGAUGUAGUCAGCGUCGUCGUACAGUGAACCUAACUUUGAUUUUAAUGUCAUUUAUCAAAGUGAUGUGACUGAAAGUAGAGGUGUUGUUGUGCUGUAUUGGCAGUGGCAGCGAUGUUAAGGCGUUAUCGGUGUUCAUUCAUGAUCGGCUUGUGUUUUUUUUUUCAUUGUGGCGUCGGGUUAUAUGCUUGUUUUACAAUAUCUAUUUCUCUGUCGUCCCAAAUGAGUGUAUAAAACAUAUUAUGUCUCUUUCUCAUCUCAUCUCAUCACAGUAUUCAAAACACAUGAUGGUAACGUUAACAGAAAAUAAUGAACAAGAGGUGAUUUACCAUUCUGUUUCCCUCAUAUGCACUGAAACUGUACAAUAGUUACGAAUAAAACAUAAUAAAUAUCAGACAGUGUCAGUGAUUACAGAGCAGGUCGGGCGAUGGCCGAUAUAUAAGGCCGAUAUUAUAUAUUUACACAUAUCUGUUGUUGUUGCUUGUUUUGCAUUGGAAUAAUGGAUUAGAUUAGAUUCAACUUUAUUGUCAUUGAACACAGUACAAGUACAGGAACAACAAAAUGCAGUUUAGCAUCUAACCAGAAGUGCAAGGUAUGUACAUAUGGGCAGUGCAGGUAUGAACUGAAUAUACUCUAUAUAUACAUAUAUGUGCAAUGAGUAUGCUAAAAAUAUAUACAUGGUGUUGGUUCCUGCAGGUAUGAAUAGGCUAUACAACAAAAAAAUGAUCUAAUUAUGUAUAUUAUCUAUAUUUACAAUAAUAAUAGAAUUUUACUAUAGAUAAGAUACAAAUUACUAAUCUUGAAUGACUAUUUUAUUAUUACUGGCCUCCCCUGGUGAUGGUUCAGUAACAUGUUUCCACAAAAUGCCCUAUACUAAAUUAGGAUUUGGCCGACUGAUUAACCGCUCCAUAGUAAAGAUAAGGUGAUAUACACACAUAAAUAUACUGUUAAUUUAACAAAAGUAUGAUUGUAUGCUAUAUUAAUUCACUUGAAGAUAAACAAACUGUGCAAUUGUACUUGCAAAUCAAUCAUGUUGUAAUUUGAUUUGUGUAUAAUUUACAUAUACAAGUUUAUUAGUGAAAAGUGGCAAGUAUGGGAUACAUAUCUGAGUAAAUGUCAUAUAUUAUUUGAAAUGAAAGCUUUUCCGUUUUGCUCCCACGAAUGUCAGUUUCUAAUCGCCCUCUCCCAUCCUCCCUCCCUCACUCCCAGGUUUCAGCAGCUGUUUGGUCCUUGCUUAUUUAGUUCCGCCUAUCAACACGCCCUUGUCCUUCUAAUAAAUACCGGUGAGUGCUGGGUUUGCUGUGAUUUUUCCCUCAUUUUGUCUUCCUUGGCUCCUCAAUAGCUGGUUUGGGAGCAUGCAGCUUCAAUUAUCAAAUUUUUCUUCCCCUGUCACUAUGUUGUCAGACCACCGUACCUCACAGGGGUCAGUUCUUCGCUUCGCUCUCCUUGCUGCUGUUGCCCGUUCCCCACUCCUUGAGGCUUGUCCCAUCUCUUCUACCGUCAGAGGACCAUGGAGACAGAAAUUGAACAGCAAGAGGACUCUGCUUUCAGCAACACCGAGACCAAUGGUAUGAAACUCUAUUUAUUAAAGGGUUUUUGUGCAUGAAUAGUGUCUAUAGUCUUAUAAAAGGCUGGAAAAUUGUUUGGGAAUUUGGAAGUUAUCCAUAUCUAAGACCAUCUACUUCAUAUUACUCCUUAUUCUCUAAAUUAUGUGUAAAUUACACUACAAUACAAUAAUUUUAUCAAUCCCCAAGGGGAAAUUCAUUAUGAUACAUGAACAUUUGGUAUAUUGUCAGGGUCCUUCCUUUUUACUCUUAGUAAUACCCCCCUGAUGUAGUGUCUGUAUUCUCUUAGAAGAAGCACAAAAAUCUCCUGCUUCUCCUUGUUUUGCAAACUGUCGUCUGUGUAAAUUCAAAUGUUAUUGAGAGCGAAUUCGACUGAAAUGAAAUAUGUAAUUGUGUGCUUCACUCCUACCUGUGGUCCUUUUUGAUAAUUUAAUUUCAGUUUGUGAAAGGUUGUGUUUGCAGGAUUAAUGUUGCUGGUCUUUAUCUCCUGAUGCCAGGUAAGCGCCCCGCUGAGGAUGCAGAUGAGCAGAAAUCAUUCAAGCGCUCCAGGAACUCAGACGAGAUGGUUGAGCUUCGCAUCCUCCUGCAGAGCAAAGUAAAUCAACUACCCUUUCAUUUCACACCCAUGAUUAAACUCUUAUGUGAUUAUAAGGAUUUAUGUCUCUUUUGCGUCUGCAAAAUCUGCCAUUUCCUUUUGUUACAUCCUGUAUAAAUGUGUUUCUUGUUUGUGCUGUAACUACAUAUCUGCCUUCAAAACAAUGAAUAGUCAGCCUUUAUUUUUCCACCAACUUUGGUGCUCAUCCUUAUAAUAAUUGUAACACCUGUUCUUUUAAAGAAUGUAAGUUUAACUUUCUGUAUUAUUUUGAUGUUUUGGUAAGAAGUAUUUUGUGUUCCCAGAACGCAGGAGCUGUAAUUGGGAAGGGUGGCAAAAACAUCAAAGCCCUGCGUACAGACGUGAGUACCUGUACUUUGUAAAUUCAGAAUCUUUUUUUUUCUUUUUUUUUUGGUUUCGCCCUUUAAUUUAUUUAUUUUUUCCCUUCACUGGUGUUCAGCAUCUCAAAACUAGCCAGCCCUCCUCAACGAUAGCUGUUCUUUACACAGACUCUUUAACUCAUGUUAACUGAGCAGAAACAGAUUUUGGCAUUUGGCCAUGUUUUCUUUUUUAAAACAAGGUGUGUGGUCAGCUGAUGCCUGUGUAAGUCUUUCGACAAACCCUUGUGGGUCGGUUUUGUUGUUCUUAAACAAAAGCAUCUUGUGAUUACCUUAGCUAAACUGGCCCUUGAAACUUAAGUCGAAGUUCAUGUCUUUAUUUUUUCUCAAUUUUUUAAUUUAUCGUUAAACCACUGAUGCUUUCGUUAGUUGAACGUGGAGGCACAGUGUGACAUUUACUAAGGUCACCAGCAGUGCCAGCUUACUUUUUAAGUGAUAAGGCAACCUGGCCAUUUCUUAAUUCAUUAAGUCAUUGCCUCUUUCUGUAGCCCUCCACAAUUUGUUCUACCCCUCUUUUUCACUGUCUGUGGUCUAUUCCCCAUCAUUGAAAUCUUCAUGUUCUUAAUAUGCCAUUACCCAUUUUCCAAUGUCACAUGUUCUCCUUUCUCUCUUUGACAAACCAAUCUCUGAGAGAAUCAAAUUAAAGUCACGUUUGAACAGUGUAGAGCCUGUAUAUUAAAAAUGUAUUCCUCUUCCCUCUUCCCUCUCCCUUGUUUAUUAUUUUACUGUUGACUUUUUGCCCACUUCCUCCUCUGUUGCCCAUGUUCUGGAUGGCCCCUCCUGCGCCCGCCCACCUGACACCCUGGUUGGCCCUGUCCAUAAUCGUGCCCUGUCCCUAAAUGGGCGCCUUACUUGAUUGACAUCUGUGCUCGAAUGGCCCUGGCCCCUGCCCAUGCCACGCCCAGUACAAUGCCAGUGUGUCAGUCCCAGACAGCAGUGGGCCUGAGCGGUAUGUCCCUAAGCUCCUCCCUCUCACUGCCUGACUACAGGUCAAACAAACAAGAAGAGAUGAAUAAUAAAUAGACAUCCUGCCUCUGUCAAGUCACUGUAUUUUAACCUACCUGUUCUCACAAUAUAUUAGCCUGAAUCAAAAUGCCUAAAUGCGUUCAUGUCCAAAUCUGCCUGUAAAAGCCAUGUCAACAUCCUUCUAUAUGCCAUUUUUAAAGUCACCUCAACACAUUGAAAUUUAGGCUGGUGUUGUCAGGGUUUUUCCACAAUCUGCCACUGUCUUUUUAAAAAUCUUUGCUAUGAUCUGUGCAAUAUGUCCGUGUUGCUUUAUUUUCCUUAAAUUUUCAUUGAUGAUUAUCUAUCCUCUUUAUCUUUGGCGUUUUCACCCCCCUCCCCCCUCAGAGUGGAUAUAUUGGUGGUCUUGUUUUGUUAGUUUCAUGAGCUCACUUGCUUCUCGCACCAUCCCAUUCUUUCCUUGUGAUGUCCUCAUUUUAUCGAUGGUCUCUGACUGUCCAUCCAUUGUGAAACGCAAAAAGGCAAGCCAGGGCUUCACUGUUGUGUGCGUGUGUGUUUCGUCCUUCCUGUCUUCUGCUUCAUCUGAACUCGGCUGUUGACUGUUGGAGCUAUUGAAACUACAGAUAAGCCCUCCCUGUCCCAUUCAUCUCUAUGGUUUUACAUUUACCGCUUCUCCCAGCCCUCUUAAAUGCAUCAACCCCGGUGGUGGCAAACUUCAUUUCCCGUGGUAUAAUCUGCUCUGAUACUCUUCCUCAGCUGUCUACCAUUCUACUUCCAUUUACAAACUGUGCCGCAGUUUUCUUGAUCAGUAAAUUCAUUUUUUAUUUUGGUUUGUUGUCAGGUGGGUGCAGACUACAAAAAUAUGUGUACAAUUCAACACAUUUGAAGACGAGAAUGCUCUGCAAACAAUUGCACACCAUCCUCGACUGCAAACAAAACAACAGUAGAGAGGAUAAAUUAGUUCUCUCUGUCUUCCAUGAACUUUACUUUGUGUUGUCACCUUAAUUGGGGUCUUUGAAAUUCGAGUAUUUAUUUUUAUUUUUUUUGCAGUGUGCAUCCACUAAACUAUGCUUUAGGAAUUUAGAGGUCUCUCUGGCACCUUUUGGUGCUUACUCCUGCCAGAUCCUCCUCCUCAGGCUUCACCCUCCCCGUCUUGCCCCUUCAGUAGUCACCAAAUGCAGUCACUUUUCUUUGGGUCCCCCUUUAUUUUGUCUCUUUUCUUCUUUUCUCUCGACAAGACUUUCCUUUUUUCAUUGUAUAUUUUUGGGAACCAGCUUGUUUUUUUUCUUGUUACAGUGUUGGAAAAUUCAUGAAAUACUGUUAAAAACAAUUAGCAAACACUGGACCUCAACUGUUCGUUUAGCUCUUAUUCUCAGGAUUGACUUUGAUUAAUUGGGUGGGACUUUGAAGCUUUGGCAGAAAAAGGGGGAUGUAGUGAAUUCUCUCAUCUGAAAUGUUGUUCCCUUCCUCCUGGGAUGCCUUGCUGGCUACCCUGUCCCCACCCCCCCACCCCCUGUGCGUGGCUGUGGCUUCUGAUUGGUGGCUGAAUCAUGAAGCAUCCUGAGCAUCAGUGCAGACAUCGAGACAGUUGGAGAAAUCCUGCUUAAAAUUAUUCCAACAUUGGAAGAGGUGAGGAUUUUUUUUUCACAAGCUAACAAAGAUGUGAACAUGUCAUGAUGAAAGUCAUCCACCUGUCUUUGAUACGAUGGACAUUAGAUAUGCUGAAGUUAAAGGUUCAUUGUGCUGUUGAUCAAGGACAUCCGUAGAUGUAUGCUCUUUCUAUUUUGCAUUUUAAGCUCUUUUCACUCGCGAAUGGCUGGUAUAGAAAUGUUAAACUGCUCUUGUUGAAAACCUGCUCGCUGGUUUGUGAAUUCUGUCUCAAUAUCCUCAACAGAGCUGUUGCUAUAAGCUUUCUCUAUAUGCGUUUUAUAGAGAAUUGUAACCUUAAUCUCUACAGACAGCUCAUUUCUAUUAUCAUGUUUGGUUAUAUCCUUCUAUCCAUCAACUUGACACUCAUUACCUAACAUUACCUUAGAAUUAUUGUGUGAGUCAGUUUUAUGUAUACAGUUUAAUAUUUCUAAUAUUUGGCCUUCGGUCUGCUCAGCUCAUAGCUGGAUAUUACAAUACAAUACAAUGUCCCUCUCAGUACCAACAGUACAACGGCAUGGACUUUGACUGUGAGCUGCGUCUGCUGAUCCAUCAGAGCCUCGCUGGCUCCAUCAUCGGGGUGAAGGGAGCCAAGAUCAAGGAGCUGCGGGAGGUAUGUUAAUGCAAAGGAUCUGGAUCAUCUCUCUGUGAUGGAUAUAUCUGCCAAACAGUUGACAACCUUAAAUUUGUGAGCAAUGUCAAACACGGUAUAGCCCUAAUACUCUGGAUUAAACGCAGCUGGUCCAUCUUUUGUUUAAUCUUAGUGUUUGUAUCAAAUCAAUUUCCUUGCCGUUACAUCCCCAUUAGUCUUGAUUUUCUUCGCCUGAUCUGUCAAACAAACCUUUGCAGAUAUAAAAAUGCCCUUAAAACUGUUGUGACACAGUAUGCUUCAAAGUCGUUUCUUUUUCUGCAGUGUUAUGUUGUCUUUUCUGAACAUGUGCCUCUCCCGUUUUCUCGUUCCUUUCUUGCCUGCAGAACACAAAGACCAGCAUCAAGCUGUUUCAGGAGUGUUGUCCUCAGUCAACAGACCGGGUAGUUCUGGUCGGUGGUAAAACCGAGAGGGUGGUGGAAUGUAUCAAGACCAUGCUGGAGCUCAUCGCCGAGGUGAGUUCCUUUCACAGUCCUUCACAUGUAUGUAUUAAAAAACUGUUUGUUGAAGUCCUCUUAUUGAAGGUAUGUAGGUGAUGGGGAAUUUAGAAGUGCAGUCAAAUGAAAAACAAUAAAACAGAGCUCCAAGUUACAUCUAUUCCUUUGUAAAAGUGUGAAGUGAAAUGAAAUCAAUUUUAAAUGCCCAUAAAAUGAGUAAUUUUCCUCUUUUUUCAGGCUCCCAUAAAGGGUCGAGCACAGCCCUACGACCCUAACUUCUACGACGAAACCUAUGAGUACGGUGGAUUCACCGUGAUGUUUGAGGAGAGGGGAAGCGGUCGCAGGCUCAUGGGAGGGUUCCCCAUGCGCGGGGGGAGGUCCAGCGGUGGAGACCGUGGUUUUGACCGAAUGCCCUCCAGCAGAGGAGGACGGGGACCCAUGCCUUCCUCCCGCCGCGACUAUGACGAGAUGAGCCCUCGUCGGGGUCCCCCUCCACCCCACCCCAGCAGGGUUGGCGGCCGGGGGAGCGGUCGUGGACGCAACAUGCCGAUGGGUCACCCACACCGAGGAGGGUAAGAAAUGCACAUAAUACACGGUCUGUUUCUCUUUUGCCUGAUUUUAGUCUCUGCUUUUACUUGAAUAUCAGACCUUACAUGAUCUGUGGAUGCUUAAUUGAAUUUUUCUCAAAACCUGAUACCAGAUUAAAAUUUUUAGACAUUUUUAGCUGAACAUUCAGUUUAACACUCAUCAGUUUUCAGUCGUCCUUUCUGUCCAUUUUGCCCCUUAAGUUUUACAUGAUUUAUAUUUUUGGCAGCUAAUACCCCCUCUAGAGCUCAUGGCUUUUUUGUCUUGCGUUUACGUAUAUAAAGCAUAAUUUCCUAAUAAGUGCGUUCUGCUCACAUUUUGCUUUACAUCGUCUAGUUUAAAUGGUAGAUCAAGCCUAGUUCACUGCAUGUGGCAGGAUCCAACGAGCACCUUUUUUAGAAACAUUUGUAAUCAUGAUUAUCAUUCCAUAUCGUAUGCUCAUCAAUGUAUGUCUGGGUGUGUUUGUGUGUCUUUUUCCCAUCUACAUCUUGCCCACAGAGAUGAUCGUUACUAUGACUCGUACCGCGGCUCUGAUGAAAGGUCAAAGUAAGUCUCAGUCCCUAAAUCUUUGCCUCAACCUCUUAACCUCUCCGAGCAGGGAUACUUUGACACUCUCAUACUCUUGCACUUGCCUCAGCAUAGGUCGGUGCUGUGUAAUGGUAAUUCUCUGAAGCGAUGAUUCUUCAUUGGUUUCAUCAGGUGGUGCUUUUUGGAUUUUAGCAUUUAACCUUUUGACGUAAUGAGGAAUCUUUUGAUUUUCAUUCACAAGUGUGGCCUGAUUGGGCCUGAUGAGUUAAAAUUCAGUGCAAGUGUUGAGGUAUUCCCUAAACAUUUUCUCACUCUGAUACUCUGUCGCUGCACUUUUUAUGAAUGUGACUGCGCAUCUACUUUGUGUCAUAGCAUUGUGAAAACAUUAACACUCUUUAGUAAAUGCUUGCCCUCCUGUUUUAUCCUUUUCUUCUACUACUAACUUCUACCUUAUAAAUUUAAAUCUCCCUGAUUUCUCUUCAGUGCCCCUGCCUGCUGAAGUUAUUUAUCCUGCUGCUCGUUCGUCUGAUCUGAAGUGCUUUGAAGGAAAACACAGCAAUGUUGAAGUCCCUCUCUUACCUGUGACAAUAACCCAUCCAACUUGCUACUAACUCCUGGUCUCUCUUAGGAUGAGAUUAUGUAUUUGGUGGUGUGUGUAUGAGGGUCAGGUGCCGAGCUAAAACUGACAAUCAUCUAAAGUUGUCUCAAGCACAGCAGACUUCCUCAAGCUGGUCUGUAAUCUGAGAUUAAGUCUACAGAGCGUUAAUCAGAAUGUAAAUGAUACUAAACAAACAGUUUCAUUGUUAGUCUGCGUAGAUGGUUGGGCCAAAGAAUAAAUGUCAGAGUUUUGGAGCCCAAAUUAACAUCCUUUUAAUGUCACAAGAUAUACAGUUUACUGUUAUUGAAGAGUGAAGAUGGUGGUAAAUGCACAUUCAAAACUGUGGAGUCUGAAAUUUUUACUGACCAAGAAAAAAAUAAAGAGACUGAUUGAUUUUUAUUUUUUAUUUUUUACUGAUUAAUGUGAUCAAAGUAAUUACAGGUCAUUUAUUUCAGCUGCUCUAAAGAGUAAUAUUGUGACCCAGCUUUAGUGUCAGCUGUCCACACACAGGUAUUAUAAUAACAAACUGCCAUAUGGGUGACACAUUUGAGAGAAAUAUUCCCUGGCAUCCUCUUGAGAAAUGUGCUAAUUGCACGUUGAUUUUCUGAGUUUCAUUGAUUCCUGUCAUCUUAGCCAAUGGUGGUUAAAUGUAAAACAAGACUGUUGAAACGUCAUGUAUGUUAAGGCGUAAGUUUGACAUGACAGAGAGGAAUGUAUACGUGCGCUCUGAAGCAGCAAAUAAAUCCCAACCCAUUGCUUCAGCUUAAUUUGAGCUCAGUUUUUGUUGAAAAAGCGGCAGCUCUUGGCUCUGAUAAUCAUCACCACCACCUGUCACUUCUCUCACUAUAACACUGUCAGAGCUGUUCCUGUUACUGUGUGGGAAGAUGGCUGAGAGGAAAUGUGUUUAUACUGUAAUCUUGCUCAGCGUGUGUGCAGUUUGACCUAGACCAGAAAUUUCCUUUGGAAUGUUGUCAAGUUUUUUUUUUAUUUUAUUUUUUUAUAAAGCAUUUUCUAUUUCUCUCCUCCCCACCCACAUCCCUCUCUCUCUCUCUCUCCCAUACUCUGUCUGUCUCUGUCCCCGCCACAUCUCCCUCCUGUUAUGACACUUUCGUCACCAGUGACAGAAGAGGCAGACCAGAUCGCUAUAGCGAUAACAUGGUUAGUGACCCUUUACUAAAUGCAUGCAGCUCUUGUUCUAGCAUCUGGUUGGGCUGCAGUAUCCUCAGGCUGGCCUACUAAUGGAGUUAGCACCAGACAAUAUGUUUUGAUUAUCCAUUGUAUUUUAUAACAUCAAAACCAUGGCUGGUUGCUCGUGGACAUGGUUGUGCACUGGUUGUGCGUGAAGGCCAGAUUUGACGUGGUGCAAGCCUUCCCACCAAAUGACCAUAAUCACCACAGCCGGAGACACCCCAUAAUAAUCAGCUAUAAUUGCCCUCUUACUGUGUACUUUUCAUGGCCAGCCUGCUUCUCCUGCACAGAGAGGAAGGAUGUGGGGGGUGGAGAGGGUGGGGGUGGCCAUGGUUGGUUGCUAGGCAAUGAUAACGCUUUGUUGACAGACUGGAAGGUCUCUCUCUCUUUCUCCCUCUCUCUCUCUCUCUCUCUCUCUCUCUCUCUCUUUCUCUCUCUCUCUCUCUCUCUUCCAUUUUUCCUCUCUCUCAUCCCUCCUUCUCUCUCCGCUCUCUCCCUCUCUUUUUUUUCUCUCUGCUCUCUCUCUUUCCUCUGUCUUGUUCUCUCUCUCCUCUGUCUCUGUCUGUCUCUCUCUCUCCCUCCUUCUCUCCUUCGCUCCUUCUCUCCUCUCUGUGAGAGCUGGCAGGAUACUGCCUGCCGUUGCUCAGCAACAGCUUUUUGAAUUGCCUGUUGCCCUGGUGACAGCAGCAGCUGAAUAGCAGGUGAAAAUGGGGGCUGAUGGAGAUGCAAGGAGAGACUGGAGGGGGGAUGAAGAGAGGGAGGGGAGGAGGAGGAGUCUAGCUUAUGGAUGAACACUGGGUGGCUUUUAGUUGAGUCUACUCUAUGGACGAGGCUGCUGCAUCACCUUUACAUUAGAUCUUAUAAUCCAUAUCUUACAUCCAUUCAGCAGGGAUCUGUGGAAAGAUGACAAGAAUGGGCUGUUCUGUAUGUAACCCGUCUAUGUUUCUGUUUGUUUUUCACAGAGCGGAGGAGGAUACGGUAAGAAGAGAACCUCGUGUUUUUUCUGUCUUUCAUGGAUAAAGUGUGUCCUAAUGUGUAGAACUGUUCGGGCUCUAGUUUUCAACUAAGCAUACCGUAGUGUCGAGCAUUUUAUCUGAAUGUAAUGUUCGUAGAUAAAAUGACCGGACCUGCACAGUGACAACACUGCCGUGGCAUUUAUAGCUCACUUUAGUGUGCCUUUUAUUGAUUUUCAACAGUAUUUUGGUAGAACUGUAUUGGGUGACACUUGAGUUUAAGCAGCUCAGGUUAAAGCAAAUGUUGAAGAAAAAUGCAAAGAAGAUAUAUUUUGAAAUGCAUGACUGUUUUUUUUUUUUUUUUGUUAUGUAAGAAUGUUAGGCCAGUCAUACUUUCAGUUAAGUAUUUUGACUGAUAAUUUGAGUCUUAAAAUGUCAUAGAAAUAUAUCAGUACUGAAUCAAUGUUUUUUCCUGCUUUUUCCCCCUCUCAGACAACAGUUCCUCCUGGGAUAACUAUCAGUCAGGUGAGUCCCUACACUUUUUUUUUCCAUCAGCAUGGUUGGAAAAAUGUUAGGAGCAGAAUGUGAUAAAGAACAGUUUGAUAUCAGGUUUUUCUUUCUCCAAAUUUUCUUGGGUUCUUCACUUCUCCUCUGCUUGUCUGCUCAUCUCUUUUUUCCCUCUAACCAUCAGGUGGACGUGGCUACAGCGAUAUGGGUGGCCCUGUCAUCACCACACAAGUGACCAUCCCAAAAGAUGUGAGUAAACAACAGAUGCAUGACAUGUGAUCCCUUUUUCAACCAGAACUACCUUUAUGUCAUUAGAAUAUUCAGAUUGCCUCAUGUAAUUAUGUUCACCUGCAGUGUUCAUUUGUCUGUGCAAUUAAAUGUCUCAUUAGUCUUUGUCAGUAGGCAAGGGAACAAUGUAUCAUGUUGUCAAACAGUAGUUAAGGAGACAGUACUCUGCAGUGUAAUUGUUAUCAGUCAUGUUCAGAGUAGUGGUAUUUGUUUGUUAGUAUUUGGAAAAGGAAAAAUCAGUUGAAUAAAGAAUUUUCUUUAACUUAUUGGUCUCACUUUAUUGAGGUUUGUGUCUCCCUCUCUAUAUUUUGUGUUUUUACAUGUUCUCUCUUCACAAACAUAUAAGCUUCACCUAAAGUGUUUCUCCACGUGCUUGUUUUUUCUUUUCUCCCCUCUCCUCUUUUUCUCUGCUUGCUAUCCCACCAACAGCUGGCUGGCUCCAUCAUUGGAAAAGGAGGCCAGCGCAUCAAACAGAUCCGCCACGAGUCUGGAGCCUCCAUCAAGAUCGAUGAGCCUCUGGAAGGUUCUGAGGACAGAAUCAUAACCAUCACUGGCACCCAGGAUCAGAUCCAGAACGCCCAAUAUCUGCUACAGAACAGGCAAGCUCUGACACAGCAUCACCACAAACAACUGUCCGUUUAAGUGCUUGAAGUCUUGGUUUAGAGUAUCAGAUUUUGGGGCGCAUUAUUUCCAUUGUGCUCCGUGCUCCUCUAGAGUUUGUAGUCAUCCUAGGAUUGAAUCUCUUGGAGGAAAAAAAAAAAAAAAACUUGAAUGCAUUGGUUAGAGAACUCUGCCGGUCUCACACCUGUUGUGUUGCUUGACAGAAACCACUGGUGCAACCUCUCUUACUGCAGUCUUUUAUAAUCAUGCUAUCUUUUGAAGGCCGCAAAUGCUUAAAUUUAAUGUAAUACGGAAACCUGUGUUCCUUUUUUUUUCCUGUCAUUGGAAAAACGUUGCCUUAUUAUUUUAAACGUAUUAUAAUGUCUUUUUUCAAAAUCAUCCAAAUGCUAGUUAGCCCACUCUUUUGUAGGGUUAUGCUUUCCUGUUGCCUGCUGUCUCUUCUUCACUAACCCCUUUCCUUUCUUCCCAAUGCAACCUGCAUCUAGUUCAAACCUUCCUCUUGCAUGAAAUGGCUAUGAAGGAGUAGACAAAGUUUAAAAUUUCUUUUUAAGAGUCAAUGUGAUUGACAUAUUUCUUUGACUAUCACAUUUGUCCAUUGAUGUAAAGAUAAAAAUUAAAAAAGUCUAUCUGCCAUCUAAGCCGUUUCACUGUGAAGCAGGGAGUGGAUUGAUUCUUCCCCCGGCUGCUGCUGUGUGGAAGACUAGUGAUUUUGUUGUUUUUAGUUAGUUGAAGCGACAACAAAUCACAGUCUGCCAAAUAGCACGGGCUCCUCCUCUUCUGUCUCCCUUGGCAACCAGUAGGCACGUAUAAUGCACAGUACUUCCUUGUUGAUGCUACCCGAGCUUAGCCUGAAUGCUAAUACAGCUGUAAACCUGCCGCCACUGUCUCAUGAGUAGUGUAGUGUUGCCAUGGUAACUAACCCAGCCUCUCUUUUCCUCUCCUUCCUCUCCUCCCCCUUCUGUGUGCUGCACCUGCUUGGACACAAGGCCUAACCACACCCCUCCUUUUUCCUUCCCCUCCUCCUCCUCCUCGCUCUUCUUCCCUACCCAUGUUCCUCUUUGCCCAUCUCUCUUACUUGUUGCCUGUGCCUCCUGCUCAUCCCCCCCCUACCCCACACCACCCCUUCUUCCCUCAGCUAUACAUUAACAAUGUCACUGACUUGUGAAUUGCAUUUUCUUCUAGCGGUUUUAUUUAUUUUUCUCUUUUUUUUCCAGUGUGAAGCAGUACUCUGGUCAUUUGCUGUAGAUCCAGGAGACUAAGACUGAAGCAGACCCAGAUUCCCCCCUACCCAACCUUUCUCAACCUCUAAACCCCAGAACCUUUCUCCCCCUGUCCAACAUAUCCCCUUCAGACUAUAACUCUGGAUUGUGGGUGUCUUUUUGAAUUUUAUUUUUGUAUUUUUUAAUGAAAAAUGUCCAACAUUCCUGUGCAUACAACAAAUGUAGAUGUUCUGCAUUUUUAAGAGUGUAGUCCAUUAGUUUAUCAGAUACACUUUUUUUUUUCUAAUAUCAAAUCUAUAAAAUUAUUCUUCAGUCUCCUGACAGACAAAAGAUAAACAUAACCUUUAUUUUUGAUGGUUUUGUUUAUUAACAGCUUGUAUGUUUGUGUCUCCAGUUUAGAUCUGUCCUCUGUGUGUAGCAUGUGCGCAUGUUAGUGUGUGUGUGGAUUGGUUUGCUUUCUGUUUUCUAUUUGGGUUCCUUCACACAGUUACAAAUCAUUAACAUUACCCCGUGCAGAAUGUAAGCAGUUUCUUUCAUAUUGAACUCAUUAUCAUGUGUUUUUAUUUGUUUGCUUUCUGCUUUUUUUCUUUUUUUUGAAAGAGUUGUGGGACAUUUUACCGCCAGGAUUUGAUUGAUUUAGGUUUUGGACUCUCGUACACACUGGGUCCUGGACAGUGUAACUAAUUUCUAAGACUAAGACUUUUCUGAAUAUACUGUGGUAUUUGUAUGAUCAAAAAAUCUGAAAAAUUUUGAGAAACUCCUGAAAAACAAAUGUGUAGCAUUUGAAAUUAUAUUGGGGAUUAGACCAAUAUUGAACUUAUCUUUGUCCAUCUUAUUCCCUGUACUCUACACUUGUUUUUUCUCCAUGCUGUAGACUUCACAUUGUCAAAUUGUAAAAUGAAUAAAGAUGGUGCCACUUUUUACUGAAGCAGUUGUCAUCUUCUCUGAG
Molecule: messenger RNA, 14222 nt
Organism: Xyrichtys novacula (pearly razorfish)
Lineage: Eukaryota; Metazoa; Chordata; Actinopteri; Labriformes; Labridae
Source: the annotation of a GenBank genome assembly